AUGAUUCAAGAAACAAUGAAAGUAGCCCAGAACAGACAAAAGAGCUAUGCCGAUAACCGACGUAAGAGUCUGGAGUUUGCAGUAGGAGAUUGGAUAUACUUCAAAGUAUCACCCAUGAAAGGAGUCGUACAUUUCGGUAAAAAGGAAAAGUUAAGUCCCCGAUACGUAGGACGCUAUGAGAUAAUCGAAAGAGUCGGUCCAGUAGCUUAUAGAUUGGAUCUGCCAAUGGAGAUGCCGGGAAUACAUAAUGUAUUUCAUGUGUCAACCAUGAAGAUGUGCUUCGGAGAAAGACGACUAGUAGUUUUGGAGCCCGACGAGAUUCAGCUUCAACCUAACUUGUCUUAUACAGAAUGGCCAGUGCAGAUCGUGGAUCGCAAGGAACAAGAGUUGAGGAAUUGA
Molecule: messenger RNA, 399 nt
Organism: Juglans regia (Persian walnut)
Lineage: Eukaryota; Viridiplantae; Streptophyta; Magnoliopsida; Fagales; Juglandaceae
Exons: 1
Coding region: 1-399 (132 amino acids)
Source: RefSeq, a predicted model, not a curated record